UACUCCGAAAGGUGCUUAGAUAAGAAAGGGGAGGGUUUGGUCGAAGAUGAAGUGACUGUGAAAGUGGAGGGCGACAUUUCUCCCACAUGGAAUGUAGAUAGUCACCUAGGAUACAGACUCUCACAGGGCAGCGAUUUCUUAGAUUACAGGGAAAGCUUAGAGACUAAUCCAAAUAACACGACCCACUCCCCUUUACACACACUCAAGGAUUACAACCCAGUGUCCACUUCAAUGGGGCCUUCCGAUUCACACGGACAUAGCCUUUUCGAUCAGGUAUUGAACUCAAACGACAGGGCUAGAGCCCAGGUUCAGGGAGGGGGAGCAACAUUAGGCAAUAGUAAAGAGAAACGGUUCCUCUGCAUGUUCUGUAACAAAGGCUUCAGCUGCCCCCAGAAGGUGGAGAUCCACCAGAGGGUACACACAGGGGAGAAACCCUUCAGCUGUACCCAGUGUCACAUUGGCUUUGCCCAGGCUGGUGACCUGAAGAGGCACCAUAGAGUCCACACAGGGGAGAAACCCUUCAACUGCCUCCAGUGUGAGAAGAGGUUUUCCCGCCAGCACCAUCUGAAGAUGCACCUGAAGGUCCACACGGGAGAGAGGCCGUUCGCAUGUGCGCACUGUGGGAAGAGGUUCUCAGAGAAGAGCUACCUCAGAAUACACCAAAAGAAAAAACAUUCCACUCUAUAACAUAAAGUAACCAUUCCACUCGAUGGCGUCUGACAUUUAGGUCAAACCCUACUUUAACCCUUACACUUGUGGGAAUUGGCCUAUAUGGAUGGAGCUCAAUUGAAAUGUUUCUUACAGAAGAAAUAGGGAAAGCAUAUGCAUAACCAUGGUAGCAAUCAAAGGGGAACUGUGGAGAUUAUGUGAAAAUUAUUAGACUAAAAGUGAGGACACAACAGUUCACCUGACACAAGACUGAAUCCAAACAUUACACUGUUGAU
Messenger RNA from Salvelinus sp. IW2-2015, 944 nucleotides. The record is from RefSeq and is a predicted model, not a curated record. NCBI's taxonomy places the organism in Eukaryota, Metazoa, Chordata, Actinopteri, Salmoniformes, Salmonidae.